AUGAAACAAACGACUACAUCUACUCGAUCUAUGUCACCAUUUAACGGAUCCCGAGCAAAUACGACCAAAAAUAAUAAAGUCGAUUUGACUAAAAUCAAGAUAUGGAAUUCAGACGAUGUUGAUUUGCCUCGUUUCGAUGAAUUAACACAUUGUGAAAUUGGCAAAUGGGCAAUUUUUAAAGAAACUAAUGAUAAUUCAGAUGUAUUUUUUGUUCUUGAACUCCAAGUUAUUCCUGAAACAUACUACGAUCAAACAACAAGCGAUUAUCGACUACGAUUUCGAUAUGAAAAACAAAUUAUUGUUGGUGAAAGUCAAAAACAAGAUAAAAAAGUCUUGAUACAAUAUGCGUUUGGCAAUGAUCCAAACGAACAGCUACAAUUAUUUACAUCAUACUAUUAUCGUGUAGCUACAAUGCCACGUGUAACACGAAUUCGUGAGAUGUUACCGGAUAAAUUAGGAUCCAAACUAUUAUUACGUAUCAUUGAAGCCGAAGCUGCCCUACUCGAACUUAAAUUGACCAAUGAUCCAGCUGCAGCACUUCGUUUCUAUUCACUUAUUCCUCAUCGACCAGAGUAUAAUGUUGAUCUCAUAAAGAAUCGUCGAACAUUGACCGACAAGAUAGAUUUAUGCCAAAUGCUUCGAGAUAUGCUAACAGUCAACGAACUAACUAAUUGGAAUGUUAAAGCACCGAUUGAAGCUAAAUAUCGAGCAUUAAAAUGUCACAUUGAAGCGGUAGAUAGUUCAAAAUCUGAAUUUAAGAAUGUUGCUGAUCUCAUUCAAUCGUCAACGGACAGUGAUGAAAAAAUUAUUAUUCACCAUGUCUUCAGUGUAGCCAAACAAACAGAUGCACUCAAUUAUUGUACAUCACUAUCUCAUCAACGGCAACUAUUUCAUGGAUCGAAAUAUGCUAAUUUUCUUGGAAUUCUGUCACGUGGUUUGGCUAUGCCAAAAAUGGUUGUUGAAGAAUUAGGUGUCGUACGUACUGAUAUUGGUUGUCUCGGUUAUGGGAUUUAUUUUUCUGAUUCUGCUUCUACAUCUCUGAAAUAUACAACAGCAAGUACAACACGACCAGGUCGAAGAUUAUUGUGCAUCUGUCAAGUAGCACUAGGCGAAUCGGCUAAUUAUUAUUCAUUUUCACCGACUCUUACUAAACCUCCCAAUGGUUUUCAUAGUGCCCAUGGAGUUAAGCGAACGGAGGAAAAUCAUUCAAUGUUUACUGAUAACGAAUAUGCAAUCUAUCAACUUGACCAACAACGUCUACUCUACAUUGUGGAAGUUUCAUGGGUACCAAAUGAUGCUCUCAAUAUUGAAUUAGAACGAUUACCGAUUGUUCAUCAUCAACAACAUACAUUAAAAUUGAGUGAACAUGUCGAAGUGCCGUUGACAAUCGACGAUGAAGUCAUUGAAGUAGCUGAACAAGACUAUGGUUUAAUAUGUCCUUCGUCAGGAAAACUUGUACCACUUAAAUCAUUUCAUAUUCGUGCUCAAAUUGUUGAUGCUACAGUUGAAGUUGUUCUUUAUCAAGUCUAUCAUAAUACAAGUUCGACACCAAUUGAAGCCAAAUAUGUAUUUCCUCUUGAUGAUAAUUCAACUGUAUGCGGUUUUGAAGCACAUAUUAACAAUAAAGUUAUAAAGGGCAUCGUCAAGGAGAAAGAACAAGCUAAAAAAGAAUAUCGAGAAGCAAUUGAAAAGGGUCAUGGUGCUUAUUUAAUGCAUCAAGAACAAGCUCAAGUAUUCAGUGUAGCUGUUGGCAAUCUACCAGCGAACAAUGAAGUCAUUAUCAAGAUAACUUAUGUUGCUGAAUUAGAAAUCGAAAAUGGUGAUAUUAUUUUUCGCCUUCCAGUCAAAAUGGCUUCAUGGCAAUCAAAACAAGCGAUUGAAAGCAAAGAUCAAUCGAUUGUACGAACCAUCGAUAUUAUAGAUGAAAAAGUCGAAUUUAGUUUUAAGGCAUCGAUUCGAAUGCCCUAUGAAAUAACUAAAUUAUUCUCGCCAACACAUCGUCUUCGUCGAAAAUUAACCGACUGUAUAGCCAUGAUCGAACUUGUUGAUAACGUUUUAAUUGAUCGAGAUUUCGUUCUUUCGAUAACACUCAAAAGUGCUAAUCUACCUCGAAUAUUAAACGAAACAUUAUCAUUGGAUGGUGACAGCGAAACAACAACGACAACAUCGAACAAUGUUGAUUCUCAAGCAUGUAUGCUGACAUUUUAUCCACGAUUCGAAACAUUAACAAAUUCGUACGAACAUAUUGAAAUUAUAUUCAUUGUUGAUGUGUCGAAUUCGAUGGAUGGUACACAUGUACAACAAGCUAAACAGUUAGCACAUUUGUUUCUUACGAAUUUGAAAGCAGGCGACAUAAAUACAUAUUUUAAUAUAGUGACGUUUGGAUCAGAUAAUGAUGAAUGUUUUCCUAUUUCAACAUCAACUACAAAAGAAAAUCUUGAUAAAGCUAAACACUUUGUUUUGCAUUCACUUGUUCAUCGUGGUAACACGAAUCUAUUUGCUGUUCUUCACCGUUAUGCAUUGUUACCAUCAUCAAAUUUUGGUCGACAAUUUAUUAUUCUCUCUGAUGGACAUAUUCAUGAUCUUCAAUCGAUUCUUGUUUUACUCGAACAUCAAUCAACUAUGCGUCGAGAUCGUAUAUUUGCAUGUUCAAUUGGUAAUGUUGGUAACAAACAUAGUUUGAAACAAUUAGCAAAUGGAGCAAGUGGAGGUGGUCUAACAAUCGUAUUCGAUUCGAAUUAUCGAUCGAAAUGGAAAACAAAAGUAUUAAAUAUUCUCGAACAAGUUCGACAACCAUGUGUUACAAGUAUAUCAAUUGAUUGGCAUGGUCGUUUUGAUGAACAACAAAAAUUUAAUAUGCAAGCACCAAAAAUAAUUCGAUCAUUGUUUAAUGGAAUGCGACUUAGUGUCUAUCGAUUUAUACAAAAUUGUCAUAAGGCCAUAUUAACAGCUACUAUCGAUGGACAAGAAUAUGUUACAACUGUAUUUAGUAGUGCAACGACAACGACGAAAGGACGUAUCCUACACUGUUUAACCGCUCGAGCAAUUAUCGAUGAUUAUGACAAUGGGUUAUUGCAUGUAGAUGAAAGUGAAAAUGAACUGAUGAAAGUUCAAUAUAAACAAGAUCUCAUUGAUCUAAGCAUCAAACAUUCAGUCGUUAGUGCAUACACUAGUUUCGUUGCUAUCGAAGAACGUGAUACUAAAACAGAUGCAAAAACUCUUCAAUCAGGUUAG
This is a messenger RNA of Rotaria sp. Silwood1, 3234 nucleotides long. The record is from the annotation of a GenBank genome assembly. Lineage: Eukaryota; Metazoa; Rotifera; Eurotatoria; Philodinida; Philodinidae.